This is a messenger RNA of Arabidopsis arenosa, 1680 nucleotides long. NCBI's taxonomy places the organism in Eukaryota, Viridiplantae, Streptophyta, Magnoliopsida, Brassicales, Brassicaceae. The record is from the annotation of a GenBank genome assembly.
CGAUCAUAGUGAAGAACGAUGAAACGUUUAGAAGAAGCAGUAUCGCCUUCGAUGACAGUCCCAAACGCAGGCAAGAGACUGCUCGACACUGAAGUUAUGUUCCUCACAUCUUUGCUCGAUCUUCUUCUGAACUGCAGCACCGAUAACGGCGAUCUUGCUUCCGCCGACGUUGAUGUCCCCGUUGAAGACCUUCCUCUUCUCAACAACAACGGAAACGGUGAUCUCGUCUCUGAAGUCGUCGUCAUUGGCAUCAGAUUCCGUUCUGGAUGCGUCGGUGAUCGAUUUUCCGCGUCGGUGAUGAUAGCUAACGGAUUCGAGAAUAUGGAUAAAGAACGAUUCAGAAAACGUCCUCGUAUGACCUGGGACGAGGCCCCAGCUGAACCAGAGGCUAAAAGGGCUGUGAUUAAAGGACAUGGAAGCGAUGGGAGGAUUUUGUCACCACCACUAAGGGAGGAUGAUCGUGAUGGUCAUUAUGUCUUCAGUUUGAGGGACAAUCUCACUCCUAGAUAUAAAAUACUAAGCAAGAUGGGUGAAGGCACAUUUGGUCGGGUUUUGGAAUGUUGGGAUCGUGAUACAAAAGAAUAUGUGGCAAUAAAGAUUAUUCGAAGCAUUAAGAAAUACCGGGAUGCAGCAAUGAUUGAAAUUGAUGUACUUCAGAAACUUGUUAAGAGUGAUAAAGGCCGCACACGCUGUGUACAGAUGAAGGACUGGUUUGAUUACCGAAAUCAUAUUUGCAUUGUGUUCGAGAAGCUUGGGCCAAGUUUGUUUGACUUUCUAAAGAGAAAUAAAUACUCCGCAUUUCCUCUGGCCCUUGUUCGGGAUUUUGGAUGCCAGCUUUUGGAUUCUGUAGCAUAUAUGCACGAGUUACAGUUAGUUCACACCGACCUCAAGCCUGAGAACAUUCUUUUGGUGUCUUCUGAAAAUGUAAAGCUUCCUUACAAUAAGAGGAGUGCUGCAAAUGAGACACAUGUCAGGUGCUUACCAAAGUCGAGCGCUAUUAAACUGAUUGAUUUUGGCAGUACUGUUUGUGAUAACCGGAUUCAUCACUCUGUUGUCCAAACAAGGCAUUACAGAUCCCCCGAGGUCAUUUUAGGUCUAGGAUGGAGUUACCAGUGUGACUUAUGGAGUAUAGGUUGUAUACUAUAUGAACUAUGCACGGGUGAGGCUCUCUUUCAGACGCAUGAUAACUUAGAACAUCUAGCUAUGAUGGAGAGAGCAUUGGGACCUUUGCCUGAACAUAUGACUCGAAAAGCCAGCCGGGGUGCUGAGAAAUAUUUCAGAAGAGGGUGUAGGCUAAAUUGGCCAGAAGGAGCCAACUCUAGAGAGAGUAUUAGGGCUGUAAAAAGACUUGAUCGUCUCAAGGAUAUGGUAUCGAAACAUGUUGACAGCACAAGAUCUAGAUUUGCAGAUCUAUUGUAUGGCUUACUGACAUAUGAUCCAUCUGAGCGUCUCACGGCAAACGAAGCUCUUGACCAUCCUUUCUUCAAGAGCUCAAGUUGAGAAGAAGCAAAAUCAGAACCAUAAAAUGUAGAAUGUUACUUGGUAACAUUUUUUUUUGCUAGAUUCUAAAGCUCCCUUUCUCAGUAGUAUUCCAAUUUCAGUUACGAGUUUGGCUACAUUUAUUCUGGAAAAUAACUCUGUUGUACAUUGUGUUGUUGAGAAGAAAAAACUUAGAUCACA